GCCAUACAAGUAGAGCAAGCCUUUAAAAAGGUUGAAUGUAAAAUAUUUAUAGGCACAUGGAAUACCCUGAACAAAGCUAGCUUGCGCAUUUUAAGUUCCUUUAGCAAGCAACCUGCCUCGAAGCGUUCCCGCCUUCUUCUCCGCCCUCCUUUUUAGCAGCUUCGCUAAUUCCUCUCCAGUUAUACAGCUCGGUUGCGCUCAGCAACAGCAUGGGCUAUACGCUUUGCGAUUUCAAUAAAUCCACGUUUUGCCGGUUUCACUCCCUGGGACUACGGAGGGAGUUUGCUUUUUAGUGGUUGAGAUUAUAAGAGGUGACAAAACCUCUUCGACCAGCCAGACGGACCAGUUGGAUACUUUCGUAUAGAUCUUUCUGAAGGAAUAGGGGUGUUUUGUUUUGUUUUUGCUCAGCUUUUGGAAGUUUGAAGUACCGAGGCAUCAUUCCUAAGGGACUAGAAACCUGGUGUGUUUAAAGCAAAUGGCUCACCCGAAAGGUCUCUCCAAUGGACAUCUACACUGCCGUCAGAAAAAAAAUAACGUCUUAAAACACGGGAUCCACAAAAAAAACGGCGUGGUUAAGGAAACUAAGGAAAAUGGUGUAGCAAAUGGAACUGUCUAUAAACGACCAUUUAAUGAAUCCUUUGAACAACCAUCCAUGUUUGUUUCUGUGCUUACAUUUCUUGGUUUUCUAUUUGCAACAUUGUUUGGCUACUUGCGAGAUUUCUUAAGAGACCACGGAAUACACAAAAAGGUUGGCACUACCGAACGGAAAGAGCAAAUGGAUUUUGUCCCACUUUAUCAAGAUUUUGAACACUUUUUUACAAGAAACUUCUAUAUGAGAAUAAGAGAUAACUUGAACCGCCCUAUCUGCAGUGCUCCCGGACCAAAAAUUGACCUGUUGGAACGUGUUUCAGAUGACAACAACUGGACAUUUAGGUUCACUGGAAGGAUAAUCAAGAAUGUAAUCAAUAUGGGUUCAUAUAAUUACCUUGGCUUUGCAGAAACUGACCAAAAUGCUUUGAAAACAGUGAAUUCAGUGUUAAAUAAUUAUGGCACAGGAAUAUGUAGCACCAGUCAGGAAAUGGGAAACUUGGAUAAACAUAUAGAGUUAGAAAAUACGGUAGCACAAUUCCUUGGUGUUGAAGCAGCUCUGUCAUUUGGUAUGGGAUUUGCUACAAAUUCUAUGAAUAUUCCAGCAUUAGUAGGGAAGGGUUGUCUAAUUUUAAGUGAUGAGUUGAACCAUGCUUCACUUGUUCUUGGUGCAAGGCUGUCUGGUGCUACUAUUAGAGUCUUUAAGCACAACAAUAUGCAGAGCUUAGAAAAGCUUUUGAAGGAUGCAGUAAUACAGGGACAACCUCGAAGCCGAAGAGCAUGGAAAAAAAUUCUUAUUCUAGUAGAGGGCAUUUAUAGCAUGGAAGGCUCUAUUGUACGCUUGCCAGAAGUUGUUUCCUUAAAGAGAAAAUACAAAGCCUACGUCUACUUGGACGAAGCCCACAGCAUAGGUGCUGUUGGUCCUACAGGAAGAGGAGUUGUGGAAUACUUUGGAAUGGAUCCUAAUGAUAUUGAUGUAUUGAUGGGAACAUUCACAAAAAGUUUUGGAGCAGCUGGAGGUUAUAUUGCUGGCAAAAAGGAAUUAGUGGACUACCUACGAAUUCAUUCACAUAGUGCAAUUUAUGCCACAUCUAUGGCUCCUCCUGUAGCAGAACAAAUUAUAAGAGCAAUGAAAUGCGUCAUGGGACUAGAUGGGACAACACAAGGACGUCAGCGGAUCAGUCAGCUAGCAGAAAAUACGAGGUACUUCAGAAGAAGAUUACGUGAAUUAGGAUUCAUUGUUUAUGGCAAUGACGAUUCUCCAGUUGUGCCUUUACUUCUUUAUUUACCUGGUAAAAUUGGGGCUUUUGCAAGACUCAUGUUAUCCAAAAACAUUGGUGUGGUUAUAGUUGGCUUCCCAGCUACCCCAAUCACAGAAUCUAGGGCUCGGUUUUGUGUGUCCACUGCUCAUACACGAGAGAUGCUAGACACGGUCCUGAACGCUCUGGAUGAACUGGGUGAUUUUUUGUAUCUGAAAUAUUCCCGGCAUGCUAAGUCAUCUCGUCCUGAACUGUAUGAUGAAACAAGCUUUGAACUUGAAGAUUAAGUUUCCCUCCCGUUACAGAGAAACCGUAAUGAUGUUACAAGGAGGAGAUGGGGCUCUCAACAAUAGGAAUGCAUUUUUGUUUUCCCAAGGAUGGUUUUUGCUUCACAGUUAAAGUGAUCCAAGAGAAGCAUUUUAUGUCUGUUUUUACCAGAUUGGAUUCUGUCUGCAAAGGACUAGAACAUUGUUGCGGUUCUCUCACCAGGAAAUACAAGUAUUAUUGUUAUUGUUCUUAUUAUUAGACACCCCCCCCCAAAGACUUUAACUGCUAAAUCAGUUGCUAUUACACAGCUCUUGUUGCUGUUUUAGGAGCAGAGUUUGGAAAAAUUUAAUUAUGAUAACACUUUUUAAAAUGAAUUGGAAUAUCAUAUAAUAGCUGAAAAAAAGUUAUCUUGUUAAAUUGGCUCUUCUUUAUAGAAGAGGUAUAUCUCCGUUGCAGCUUACCAGGAUUUAGGCAAAAAAUCAAGUAGAAAUACUUUGACAUACUGAGUAAACAGGAGCCUGAUUCAGGGUUAGUCAAUGGUCUUUCAUGGUUUUGUGUAACUUUUAAGUAUUAUUGUUAGAAAGUUUUGAGUAAAGAAAAAAAAAAACAAUUCAUCUUUGCUGCUUGGUAUUUUUAAAAAAUCUUUUUAUAUUUCAAUUGAUAACCAAGGAUAAGCCCAAAACAAUGUUAAUUCAGAUUCAACAUUGUUGAAUUGUUUGAAUUAUUUCAUAAUUUAAAGGAGGAUUACUUAUUUAAUUUUCAGGUAGGUUUUUAGAGUUGUCACACACAGUUUUAAUAACCAUUUCACUUUUUCCCAUUUGCAUUGUGUUAAGCGUUUCGAUAUGAAAACAGCAGAUGUCAUUUCUCCAAGAAUAUUUGUUUGUUCCGUAAGCAUACCGCUGAAUCAAAAUACUCAGGCUAUUACAGAAUAUAAUCCUCAAAAGAUCUUACCAUUUGUGACUGACAAAUGAAAGAACUAGCUGAAAGAACUAGCCCUUUUACUUUAUUACUUCAGUGAGAUAUGUGCUUAAUAAAGGAGACCACAGUGAAUGUUCUUUUCUAGAAGGUUGAUAUGUCCAUCUUUUAAUUGAGGUUAAAAUUAUUAACUGCUCUUAAAACAUAACCAGUUGAUUUGAAAACAGCAUUUGGAGAUUAAAGGAACAAGCGGAUAUAAUUCCAUUUCUGUUUCACCAAAUGAAUAAGACCAGGACUAAUGAGAAUAUAUACCACUGUCUUCAGACUGUGGUCCAGCCUCAACAAUUAAGGUCUCAGAUAGCUAUAUGCACACACACAUACUCUAAGAUAACUGGUUGAAAGGUAUUUCUAUCACUUUUGAGAGAGAUAGAAUCAUCCUGAAAGUCUCACGGUACUGUAAACAAGUCUGAUGAAGAGAUGGCUUAGCUUUCUGUUUCACAGAUGUAUUUCACUUUCAUGUUCUUGAAAAGCUGUGGCAUCCACUUAACACACAGCUGCAAAAUUAGAUUUAAGAACUGAACAAUUAAAUUUUGGAAUACCAAUUACAGUAUGGGAUUCCCAUGCUUGUUAAAGCAGCUUUGAGGAUAAAACGAGGCUAGUUUUGAGCUCCCUUUUUGUUAUUCAAUUUAAUAAAAUUCAAUAAAAUAUAAUGUUAAAAAUGGACCACUGUGCAUUCCAGAAUAUCCGGUCUCCACUUCAGAAGUAUAGGAGGGCAAAAGGAGUGAAUUGUACAGUGUUGUAUGAUCGUUCAUGUUGGCGAAUGAACUUGAGAAACACUAAACGGGCCCAUGUUUGUGCAUUGUACUAAAACUACUGUAUAAAAAUAAAGGAUGUUUUGGUGUGUUUUUUAAAAUAUUUGAAAUUGGUUCAUUUCUUGGUCAUAAAAAAAAAAUUGGCACAAUGACUCGGGAACAAUCUGCCCCUGAUGAAUGGCCAUAUGUUACAAAGAAACUGUGUUUUACAAGUGUUACAAAAUUUCCAGAAGACCCUGUUCCCAGUGUCUUUUUCUCCAUAAUUCUCUUCAACCACUAGCAAUUGCUUUUGCCUGUUUCACUGUAUUUCUAUGCUUGGAACAGUCUACUAAGAGCAGAUGCUGGAAAGAGCAAGCUGCUCUGAUCAUGAUCAAAGAAAGCAGGAUUCUGGCUUAAUGCAGUACAUAGUUAUGCUGCCUGAAGCAGAAGAAAUGUGUGUUGAAUGAAUUCUGAAGUUUGUUGUUAAAGCCGUCUUGAUUUUUUUGUUCCCAUGUGCAGUAUGGCCAUUCAUAUAACUAUAAUGGUGAACUUAAAGAAAAGCGGCCAUCUUAUCUGGUUUUGCUGUUUUCACCUUAAUUUCUCCUGACUUACGCUAAUUUUCACAUCUGUAAUUAAAUAGCAGAAUCAAAUGUUUCUCGCUAUAUCUGGCAAUUAGCACAUAAGGGAGCUUCUUCUGCUUGUAGCCACAAUCUAGUUUUCUAAGCUAUUGAAAGCACUAAAGAGGUUCUACAAAUGCCGUGACUUCAAUUUUUUUUUCUUUGCUCGAGUUAACAUAUUCAAAAGUGGAAAUCAAUGUAUUUUGACCAAUAAAACCGCCAAGAACGGGGGAGGGGAAAUCACAUGAAAGAAAAUCUGCCUCUUUAUCAUGACUUUCAGUAGCAUGGACUCAAGAAGACUAGAGAGCCAUAAAUAAGAGUGCAGAGCAGUGGUGGGAUUCAGAUAUGAACAACCGGUUCUCUGUGUUGAUGCCGCUUCCGGAAGUCCAUUCUGGGCCUAGGCAACAAAAAGUUAGCUACCAGUUCUGUCGAAGUGGUGCGAACCGGCUGAAUCCCACCAUUGGUGCAGAGAAUUAUAUAUGAACUACUAUCUAAAAAAAAAUUUCUUCCAGGAUAAAGAAAUCUAUCAAGGCCAUCUAAAAUGCACUGUGAGGAUUUUGGCCAACCUCCCUAAAAUCUUUUACUUUGCUUCUUGGCUCCAAUGUUUUGGAAGCAGGGAAAUAAUAUUUAAAAUGUCAAAAUACAGCAAUUAUAAAAUCAGAUCAAAAGUGCAUUAUUUGGUGCAAAAGAAGAAAACUUUCCAGAAAACCUAUUGGGGAAAAUUAAUGAUUGGCCAUAGCUCAGAAGUUUCUCUGUCUAGAGCACACUUGUCUCAUUGAGGAUAACAGAGGAGGACCAUAAUUGUUAAACCAAAGCAGUUUCAGCAGACGAGAACUAUUAAGGACAAGAGUCCAGUGCUCAGAGUUUUAAUAUUUGUCUAACACACUGGUUCUCAACCUUUUUAAUGCCGCGACCCCCAACCGGUCGUAAGUCGAGGACUACUGAACCGGUCAUAA
Crotalus tigris (Tiger rattlesnake) is the source of this 5393-nucleotide messenger RNA. RefSeq names its product serine palmitoyltransferase long chain base subunit 3 (gene SPTLC3). Gene Ontology annotation, cellular component: serine palmitoyltransferase complex. Lineage: Eukaryota; Metazoa; Chordata; Lepidosauria; Squamata; Viperidae. The record is from RefSeq and is a predicted model, not a curated record. Gene Ontology annotation, biological process: sphingosine biosynthetic process; ceramide biosynthetic process. The transcript is spliced from 12 exons. The coding region runs from base 476 to 2134 and encodes 552 amino acids. Gene Ontology annotation, molecular function: pyridoxal phosphate binding; serine C-palmitoyltransferase activity.